ACCUGAUUUUAUUUUUAAUUUGUUUUUGUUAUUUAGCUUGUAGACCCUGGAGUUAAAGCAUGGACACCCACUAAAGGAAAACAAAAUGUGAUCAUGUUUGUUGGAUUGCAAGGGAGUGGUAAAACAACAACAUGUUCAAAGUUAGCAUAUUAUUACCAGAGGAAAGGUUGGAAGACCUGUUUAAUAUGUGCAGACACAUUCAGAGCAGGAGCUUUUGACCAACUAAAACAGAAUGCUACCAAAGCAAGAAUUCCUUUUUAUGGAAGCUAUACAGAAAUGGAUCCUGUUAUCAUUGCUUCUGAAGGAGUAGAGAAAUUUAAAAAUGAAAAUUUUGAAAUUAUUAUUGUUGAUACAAGUGGCCGCCACAAACAAGAAGACUCUUUGUUUGAAGAAAUGCUUCAAGUUGCUAAUGCUAUACAACCUGACAACAUUGUUUAUGUGAUGGAUGCCUCCAUUGGGCAGGCUUGUGAAGCCCAAGCUAAGGCUUUUAAAGAUAAAGUAGAUGUAGCCUCAGUAAUAGUGACAAAACUUGAUGGCCAUGCAAAAGGAGGUGGUGCGCUCAGUGCUGUUGCUGCCACAAAAAGUCCUAUAAUUUUCAUUGGUACAGGGGAACAUAUAGAUGACUUCGAACCUUUCAAAACGCAGCCUUUUAUUAGCAAACUUCUUGGUAUGGGUGACAUUGAAGGACUGAUAGAUAAAGUCAACGAGUUGAAGUUGGAUGACAAUGAAGCACUUAUAGAGAAGUUGAAACAUGGUCAGUUUACAUUGCGAGACAUGUAUGAGCAAUUUCAAAAUAUCAUGAAAAUGGGCCCCUUCAGUCAGAUCUUGGGGAUGAUCCCUGGUUUUGGAACAGAUUUUAUGAGCAAAGGAAAUGAACAGGAGUCAAUGGCAAGGCUAAAGAAAUUAAUGACAAUAAUGGAUAGUAUGAAUGAUCAAGAACUAGACAGUACGGAUGGUGCCAAAGUUUUUAGUAAACAACCAGGAAGAAUCCAAAGAGUAGCAAGAGGAUCAGGUGUAUCAACAAGAGAUGUUCAAGAACUAUUGACUCAAUAUACCAAGUUUGCACAGAUGGUAAAAAAGAUGGGAGGUAUCAAAGGACUUUUCAAAGGUGGCGACAUGUCUAAGAAUGUGAGCCAGUCACAGAUGGCAAAAUUGAACCAACAAAUGGCCAAAAUGAUGGAUCCUAGAGUUCUUCAUCACAUGGGUGGUAUGGCAGGACUUCAAUCAAUGAUGAGGCAGUUUCAACAGGGUGCUGCUGGCAACAUGAAAGGCAUGAUGGGAUUCAAUAAUAUGUAAAGAAAAUGCCUUAAUAUAAACUGACUCAGUUGAAUACCUAAUUUGCUGAAACCUCAAAGAGUUUCCCUUCUUUUUGAAAAUUGAGGGGAAAAUGUAUUUUUCUUGCCUAUCAUGCCCUCUUUUCUUCUCACCCUAUUUCCCCCUCCUUUUCUUUUUCCUUCCUUCUUUCUUCCCUUUAAUAUAAGGGAGAAAUAUAUGGUUUUUGUGGAAAUCAUUAUAUUUUUGCUUUAGAUUUUUCUUCUGUUUUCACCAUCAUAACAAAACAAAUCACGAUGUAAAAUUUUAGUACUUAAAGGUUUUUAAUUGGCUCGAAGGCCAAGCAUUAAAUUUGUAAAUGGUCCUGGUCAGUAGUUAAAUAAUGUUUCAAUUAAAGUGCUGUAAAAUAAACUUCAAAGUGGUUAUAAGUUAAAA
Messenger RNA from Cebus imitator (Panamanian white-faced capuchin), 1707 nucleotides. It is a transcript of the gene SRP54, whose product is annotated as signal recognition particle 54. Bases 94 to 1296 code for a protein of 400 amino acids. The transcript has 12 exons. Gene Ontology annotation, cellular component: cytosol; signal recognition particle, endoplasmic reticulum targeting. NCBI's taxonomy places the organism in Eukaryota, Metazoa, Chordata, Mammalia, Primates, Cebidae. Gene Ontology annotation, molecular function: 7S RNA binding; GTPase activity; endoplasmic reticulum signal sequence receptor activity. The record is from RefSeq and is a predicted model, not a curated record. Gene Ontology annotation, biological process: SRP-dependent cotranslational protein targeting to membrane, translocation; SRP-dependent cotranslational protein targeting to membrane.